Plasmodium fragile is the source of this 5433-nucleotide messenger RNA. RefSeq lists its product as uncharacterized. The transcript has a single exon. Gene Ontology annotation, molecular function: metal ion binding. The record is from RefSeq and is a predicted model, not a curated record. Bases 1 to 5433 code for a protein of 1810 amino acids. NCBI's taxonomy places the organism in Eukaryota, Apicomplexa, Aconoidasida, Haemosporida, Plasmodiidae.
AUGGAGUGCGUUUCGCAUGACAGUGGAAGCACAAAUGCCGCAAUAUGUAGCAGGGAGUUAACAAAUAGCAGUGGCAAUUCCAAGCCGGUCGAAAUGCAUGCACAUAAAAAUGAGUUCGAAACAAGCCCCCACUGUGAGCAAAAUGGCCAAGGAGCACUUAAGACAAGUAACAAAAAGAACGAAGAAAAGAAUAGCCAAAUGAAUUACUCUACCCACAAUGACCAGCCUGACAAUUUUACAGUGACGCACACUUAUUCAGCUACCAGUCAGAAAAGCAGAAAAUUUGGACGCACCAAGAAUUUUUCAAAAAAUAAGGCAGAUUUCAAUAAUUUGUUUUAUGAAGAAAAAUAUGUCAACAGCAAUUAUGUGGAGAACGGGAAACGCUCCGAUAGACAUUUUACUCAUGGGGGUCCAGGAAGUAAUAGGGGGCUUAACGACAAUCACCUAAGAAAAGGCACAUCAUUAGGAAAUUGCAGCAGUGGCAAUAAUAAUAUGGCGGUGCACAAUGCUGUUGAAUCAUUCGGGAUGAACUAUUCAUGCGCAAGAAUGAAUGUGGCAAAUGACGCAGAAGAAAAGUUCCUAAAACGGGUGGCUAUCAAUAACGAGAACUUAGUGUUAACUGCGGAUAAAUCAAACCUGGGCAUGGUCGAUAGUAGAAGUAGGAGAAGAGGUGCAAACUCAGAAAAACAGCCAUUUGUCUUUACGAACAAACGGGGAACAACUGGAAGUUAUAAUGGUCCAAAUGACAACAUUGUAGAGUGCGCUAAUGUUGAUGAUCGUGUGGCCGUGGAGCAUUUGGGCGUGGAUGGAAACAUGUGUGGUGACAUUAUCAAUGGUGAAGGCAACAGCAAGAAAAACAGCUUCCUUCGAAAGAGUAAAUCCCUCAACAGAAAUAAUAUUUACGAGAGAAAAGAGGACAAUAAGCGGUUGGUAUCCAUCAUGAAUAGGGACACUGCGGAAGGUAUGGACUACAUGGACUUAACGAAAAAAGCUUGUUCUAAUAACGAAUUAAAAUUUAAAGAAAAAAAAAAAGAUGAAGCAAACUGCACAAGUAGGGAAGCGAAUUACGAUUUUAAGAGCGCCUUGAAUGUCCAAUUUUCUAAGACAAAAAUGUGCCCAUAUAUGAAUACCAAAGAAAAGUGCAAACGGUUUUUAAGUAAUAUGUGCCCCUAUGCACACGACCAAAGUGAGUUAAAGCCAUUUCCCGAUUUGUACAAAACAGCCAUGUGUCGUAACUUCAUGAAAAAUUUAUGUAAUAAGUCGAAGGUUGAGUGCAAUUUCGCACAUGAUGUGGAGGAGCUCAGAUCCACGGAUGAAUUUUACAAAACGACACUGUGUAAGUUUUUCCUCAACGGGUACUGCAAGGCGGACACCAACUGCAGGCACGCGCAUGGGCACAAGGAGCUGAAGUGUAAAGAGGCCAAGUGCACUGACGCGAAAGGUACAGAAGUGAACGAUGAAGAGAUGAACUGUAAGGAGGUGAACUGUGAGGAGAUGAACGGUGAAGAGAUGAACGGUGAAGAGAUGAACGGUCAAGAGAUGAAACAUAGGAACCUCGGGAGUCUGUCCUGGGAGAGCGAAAGGGUGGACACGGAGAAGGCAAAUAACAAUGACAAGGAAGAGCAGUUACAGAAUCCACAUCAUCAUCACCAACAGAUUGAUAUGCAACUGGGGCAAACUCUUAUAAACGGAGAAAACAUGAACCAGUUCAAGUCAUCGGAAAGCUGCUCCCUGAGCGAGGGGAAGGAGGUAAGAAUGAUAAGAGAAGGGGAAGACUUUGCGGAGGAGGAUUUGCUUGUCACAGAAGAUAUUGAAGAGCACGCAGCAGUAAUGGACGUUAUCGCGGUGGAAGGAAAACACAUAUCAAACACACGCGAUAGGAAAAAAAAUGAUAGCAAAAAGAAAAAAGAAAUAUUCAACAACGUAUCACGCAAACUCAUGUCCAUUAGCACGAAGGACACAUACAGCUUUCUGUCAAAUGGUUUGUCCAGAAACAUGGAGUCGUCCGAAAAUGUCGAUGACGAAAAUAAGAGUGUAAGGACGAAUGAUGAUUCGACUCUCCCCCAUAGCAAUGGGGACUCCAAGAUAAGGAGUUCAGACAGCGAGAAUAGCUGUUUUAAGGGGGAUGCCAACCCUGAGUAUCAAUUGAAGUCUAACGAGGCGAUCUGCCGAAUGGAGGUAAAGGAUCAGGUUGUUAGCCACUCGUGUGUUGCAACUGGCAGGGAAGCCCAAAACGCAAGUGUCACUGAGCAAGGGGGCAACUCGGUUGAUCAUAAAGAGCAGGUGACAACAAUUGCACCCUUUGGAGAAAGCCAUAACACAACUGAUGGAAAACAGGAAGGAGACAGUAGUAGCAAAUUGACAUGUUCAAAUACGAACAGAGGUAGUAACGUAGUAGUGAAUAGAAGUGUAGCUUUGAAAAAAGAGGGCAGGAAAAUCUUUAACGACGAUAAUGCGAAUGGAAGUAGACAUAAAGUGAGCGUCGGUGGUGUGGGGAAAGGUUCGAACGACGCUACCAUUCAUCCGAAAAUGGAAAGGAACAAAAAUGCACGGGGCUACAUGAACCCUAAUUUUACCCCCAUCGGUAGUAAAGGUGGCACAAGAGAUUUUCAGGACAACAUGGGGAAUGGAAAAUUAGGUCGAAAUGUGCAAAUUGAUACCAUUGAGAUGAACGAUGAAAUGCGCCCCCCAAGUGAGAUGCACUUUAGCACAUUGUGUGAUAAUGGUAUGUAUGGUUAUGAUGGAGCCGUGGGACACACUGGGAAUUGCGAUGGAAGGGACAACAACAGUGGAUAUGUGCAGGAGAGGGGAGAGAAGUACACACUGGAGGGUGACACCGGUGAAUACAACAGGAUCGGUUACCAAAACAGGGGACUUAAUAACACCGACAAGGGCAUUGAUGGCUCUGUGUUCGGCGCAAGCAGCGACGGUGGCAACGUCCACAGCGGGAGUAACAACAACUUUAACGGACCCGUUGAUAACGGCGCCGAUAACUACAACAGCGGCAUGAGUAAACACUAUGGAAAUGGAAAACGGGCGAAUGGAGGUACGACCAGGUACGAUGGACAUAUUGGCAGUAUGGACAGUAGCAAUAAUGGAGUGGCGAAUAGUGGCGCGGCAAAUAGAGGCUUUGCGGAUAACGCCAUGGGGAAUGGUGGCUUUGCGAAUAAUAGAAUGAUGGGCAACAACCAGGCUAACAAUAACCCCGUGAAUAGCAACAUGGGAAGGAAAAACUUGCGGAAUACCCACGCAAGGAACACCACCCGAAAUGUGAGAAACAGCGCGAGAAACAACAUGAGGAACGGCGGCAUGGCCACUUACGGUGCAUAUCCUAACGAUCUUGUGGAGAAUAAUAUGCGUACAAUGCAUUGCGAAAACGUCAACACCUACAACGGGAAUUUCAGUUGCUAUAGUGUCAACGAGGGGGACGCAAAUGUUUACAUGAACGUGAAUAAUUUCCCCUACAAUAAUAUAACCCAGGGCUUCAAUUGCAAUGUUGUUGGUGGACCACCCAGCAGGAUGGACCAUACCAAUUAUGGGGGAAAUUAUGGUGCUAAUUGUGGUAGUAAUUAUGGGGGUAAUUAUGGCGACAACUAUGGCGGUAAUUAUGGCGGCCAUUAUGGAAACCUUGGUAGCGGUCCAGACGGCGGAAACCACAAUCCGUACCUUCCACAGGAUUAUGCUCCACCCAUCUGUAACAAUAUAAUGAAGCAGAGUAGAAAUUAUAAAAGUAAGAAAAGGAGUGUACAAAAUAACAUGCCGUAUGGAAUGAGCAAUAAUGGAAACUUUGAACAUAAUAGUGGGUGUGAUCGUAAUGGCAACAUAUAUGGUGGAGGUGGUAUGAAACAGGACUUGAAUUACAACUCUCAUGGUUUUAGCUCCAAUGGCAUGAUAGGUAGUAUGAAUAUUGACCACUUUGACGGAAACAUGUAUGGAGAUAUGUUCAUGAAUAAUGGUCCAAGGAACAAUCACCAUGACUGUGUCAAUAACAUGUACGACAGUGGCAAUGGAAAUAAUUAUUACCCCUACGGCUACGAUACCAGCGGGACGCAUGUAAUGAACAUCCCCCUUGAAAACAGUGCAGAUGUGCACAGUGGCCACAUGUACAAUACGAUGAGUGCGUAUGAUUUUUCAGAUGGACAGAACGGUGAGCAUGAUGGGAUGCAAAACGGGGCGCACCACGGAGCGCAUAUCUCAAUGCAAAACAGAUCAUAUUAUGGUGCACAUAACGGAAUGCAAAACAACACACCUGAAACUUUCAGACAAAUGGACAAAAAAGCGAAUAGCGGAAAUAUGGAUGCUAUACAUGGAGGCAGAAAUAGGAAGGGCCGCAUGAGCAACAAUACCUAUAAGGACACGUACAAGGGUGCUGACGAAAAUUUUACUCACGCGAUAAACGGCGCAGAUGGGGCACAACUAGGUCAACCCUUUGCAUGCAACCCUGGUGUGCACGAUGAAACCAACCUUGACAAUGGCAGCUUCUUAUCUAGGAAGACAGGAGGUUGCCCCUCGAAUAGUGUAAAAAGUGGACACAUGACAGAUGCAGCCGAACUGAAAAGAAAUAAUUAUGAUGAAACGAACUUAGGCACAAAGAAAUCGGAGCACAUCGGCAAGAGCGAAAAGGAGAAUAGGACAGAGGGUCGCAGUGGUGAACACGACGCAAAGGAGAUGAAUCGCACUGCAUACUGCAGCAGCUUCAAUGCGAAAGGUAAGACGGACAAGUCAGAACAAAGCGCGCAAUUGCAAGAUAAUAAUCGUGGUAACAGCAAAGAGUGCAAUACUCGCCACAACCGAAAUGGAAGCAAAAAUGGAAGGAUCAAUGAUGGCAUGACGAUGCGUGAUUUGGAUGGAAGCACUAAUCGAAGCACGCUGAAGACUCUCGCUGCGUGCAUAAGCCCCGUGAACGGACCAGGGGACCAGUCAUCAUUAUGCGAAGGUGGCCAAAUGGAAACUUGCACCGUAGAAAAAAUGAAACCCAACAAUUAUGAUUCAACGGGUGAACGUUUCAAAAGUGGUAUCUUAAAAGGUAAGAUUCCACGAGGAAGGGGAUUGCGAAAUAGGAGAGAACAACCUGGGGAAUACCAAAGUAGGGGUGAGUAUACUGGAACGGAACAAAACAGAGGGGAGAAAAAUCAGGAGGAGAUACAGACACAGCUACAAAUACCUGACCAUCAGGGUAACUGUGGUAUGAUUAACCCAGAUAACAAAAUUGAAAGUUUUUUAAUGCACGAAGAACCCCAAACGUGUGUGUCUUGCUGUCAGUGCAUUACAGAUCCCACACAGGGGGAACUUAUACCAACAAAUCCGUGCGGUUUUAUAUUUGAGGAAGCAAUAAAUAAAUCGCUGUCUUUGAUGAUCAUAGAGUUAUUGCAGCCACAGGUGCAACACCUACUUUCGGAUGUCAAUUUUUAUGUGCAAAAUUAUUACGACUGA